AUGUUGACUAAAGUGAAGCUCCUGGUGAUAGUUCUAGUGUUUUUCUGUUCAAAAUCUGUUUUAGCAGAUGAUUUUCCCUCGUUGAUUUCCGCUAAUGCCUCGAUAGCGGUGAUUCUGGACCGGGAAUACCUGGACAAUCAGUACGACGAACUGUUGGAAGGAACCAAGCGACUGUUCGAAAGGAUCUUACGGGAUAAUUUUAAAAAUGGUGGUCUGAUUGUGAAAUAUUUUUCCUGGACCAGCAUCAACCUACGGAGAGAUUUUACUGCAGUACUUUCCGUGGCCAAUUGUGAUAAUACCUGGGAUGUGUACAAAAAUGCCGCGAAGGAAAUUUUAAUUGUUUUAAGUAUUACCGAUGCGGACUGUCCACGAUUACCAAUUAACAACGCUUUUAUGAUUCCGAAGACAAUACCUAGUACAGGGUAUUUCGAAGAGCUGCCACAGGUCAUAAUGGAUAUGAAAACGACGAACGCCUUCGAUUGGAAAGCAGCAGUACUACUAUAUGACGACAGCUUCGACCGUGACGUCAUCGCAAGAAGUGUCCUUGCUCUGUCGAAGGAUUACGAAGGAGUAAAACCGCUCUCGCUGUCCAUGUUCCGCGUCGAAAGUCAUACUCACAUGUGGGAGAAGCGUAAAGCUGUGAGGAAGGUUCUGCUGAAUCUGCCCACCCGUUACAUCGGGAACAACUUUAUUGCCAUUGUUACCACUCAAACAAUGGAAUUACUAAUGGAAAUCGCAAAAGAGCUGAAAAUGGUCCACCCGUUGGCCCAAUGGCUGUACGUUAUAGCUGAUACAUCGGCGGAGAGGAACAACAUUUCAUCCGUUCAUCCAAUCCUCGCCGAAGGGGACAAUAUCGCGUUUGUGUACAAUUUGAGGAAGAAUGUUCAAUCUUGCGAGUCCCACACCCUGUGCUACAUCGAGAAUCUGAUCACUUCGCUGGUCCACGGACUGUCGAAAUUGAUUCGCGAGGAAAAAGCUGUUUAUGGGCAAAUUGCCGACGAAGAGUGGGAAGUUAUACGAAUGACGAAAGUCGAACGAAAAAAUGCGAUUCUCAAAAUUAUUAGAAAUGAUUUGACUGGUAAAGACAACUGUAACGAGUGUUCAAGAUGGAAGAUCGAAACAGGACUAACUUGGGGAUAUGCAUAUCAAGCGCUUCUAGAUGAGACCGAAGCAACAGGAGCGAUUAGUAAUCGGAAGCAGAUUGAACUACUGGAAGCAGGUUAUUGGACGCCGCAGGAAGGUUUCAUUAUGCAGGAUUUCUUAUUUCCGCACAUUGUCGAUGGGUUCCGUGGUAUUCAUCUGAAUUUCUAUAGCUAUCAUAAUCCACCAUGGCAGUUUGUGGCGUUCAACGCAAGUGGCCAUCCGCAUUUGUCUCAUGGAGUGAUUUUGGAUGUUUUGAAGGAGUUGUCAAGGAAACUGAAUUUUACCUACACCAUAACAAUUGCUCAGACAAAUUUGGAAUAUAUUGGGAACUUGACAGAUGAUGCCAAUAAUACGCUCACUAAAGAUGUCCACACGGUAACGACUGACAUUCCUUCGGAGAUUAUGAGACAACUGAUCGAAAACAAGAUUCUUCUAGCUGUUGUUGGGGCUACAGUAAGUGAAAAGCAAAAGAAAUUCAUCACCUUCUCCAAACCGAUCAGCAUUCAAACGUAUAGCUUCCUCGUUUCACGGCCAAAGGAGCUGAGCCGGGUGUUCCUUUUCCUAUCACCGUUUACAGUUGAUACAUGGAUGUGCCUGUCAGCGACGAUCCUUCUAAUGGCACCAAUUUUAUACGCGAUACAUCGGCUGAGUCCGUUUUACAAUCACUUUGGACGAAACAACAGCAUUGGUCUGGGGAAGUUAAACAACUGUUUCUGGUACAUCUACGGAGCUUUGCUACAGCAGGGAGGUCUUUAUCUGCCGUAUGCGGAUAGUGGUCGCAUUAUCAUCGGAACCUGGUGGUUGGUUGUUUUGGUACUGGUCACCACGUACUGCGGAAAUCUGGUUGCCUUUCUGACCUUCCCGAAGAUUGCCAUCCCCAUCACAACGGUUUCGCAGCUGGUCAGAAACCAACAGGGCGUUUCGUGGACCAUUCGAAAGGGCACUUUUUUGGAGCAGUUCUUGCGAGAAACCGAUGAUCCGAAGUACAUGCGACUGUACAACGGGGCAAAUUUCAUUACCGACGAGUCGGAUCAAAUGAUCCGAUCGAUUCGGGAGGGCCAUCACGUACACAUCGAUUGGAGAACCAAUUUGAAGUAUCUGAUGAAGAGGGAAUUCUUGAAGAGCGAUCGGUGCGACUUUGUGCUUAGUAUGGAUGAAUUUUUGGACGAGCAGAUCGCUUUGGCGAUGCCGAAGAACAGUCCCUACAUCGACGUGAUCAACGAGGAGUUGAUCAAGAUGCAACAGUUUGGAUUCAUGCAGCGCUGGUUGAUGAAGUAUCUGCCGUCGCAGGACAAGUGCUCGAAGGUGCGGAGGAAUUCGGAGGUGGAGAAUCAUACCGUUAAUAAUGAUGAUAUGGCUGGAUCCUACUACGUUCUGCUGAUUGGAUUUUCUAUGGGAGUCGGGAUGUUUCUGAUAGAAUACAUUUGGCGUUGGUAUAAGAGAUUCAAGGAAGAAAAACUGCAGCCGUACACGGAUUGAACACACGCGAGGCAAGGGAAAUUUCAAAAGUUGUGCACCCGAGAACUAUCCAGUUAUAUGCUAUUGAUGUUUGCCUUGAUCCUAGCGGUGAUCUACUGCAAGUCACUGCUUAUUGUCAUCUUAUGGAAAUAAUAUAAAUCAUUACGAAACACAGAAAUGUAUGUUUAGAAUAUGAAACGAAACAUUAGCAACACACAAAAUUUUAACAUUUACGCAAAUCUCAAACGCAUUCGCUUGCUUUUAAGAUAUUUAAAAUCAAAUUAAGACCGACAGCUGUCGAAUGUUUUGAGUGCUCUCUGCUAGACGUGUUCGUUCCGGUUGAAUGGGUUGUACGAAAGUAAAAACUCACCAUCAUCGGCAAUCCCAGCCAGUAACCAGACUGGCACGGAGCGCUGAGUGCAGUGAUUUCACCGAACGCGUCACUGAAAAGUCCGAAAAUAGUCUAGCACGUUUGAUUAUUCCUCUGAACAUUUUCCCGCUCACCUGUUGACUAGAACGACUAGAGUCAGCGCUACGCGUGGAAAUCAAGCCUCGGACGUCAGUGUUCUCAUUUAGAAAAUGCUUUGGCGCUGUCGUGCUACAGUGACCUAACUUACUCAGCAGUAACUUUUGUUGAAAACGAAAUUGAUUUCAAACUGUUGCAUUAACGUUCAAACUUGUGAGUUCAUAAUAAAUCAAACCGUCUCUUUAACAGUUAGCUAAAAAAUAUAAAGCCGCGAAAGAAUUCACCAAGGCCAACAUUCCUUUCAGACCCAUAUUGAUUUCUGGUUUAUGCACUUAAUUUAUUUACUCGCUAUAUGUUUAGUUGAGUUCGGGAUAUACAGUCCUUCGUAAUCGAACAGAAAACCUUUGAAUUUCCAACACGGCCAUAGGGACACGCAAGAGUUAACGAUAGAAAACACACACCGAAUCAAAACAAAAAUAUCAAACCGCCAGCAAAACACCGAACAUAAUUUGGCGUCAAACACGAACGGCUCCUCUAGCAAGUAGCAAGCCCCCAACAAACCGCACACAGAAAUUCUGAAAAAGUAGAAAAAAAUGAAAAUGUUGCUUGAGAGAAUAAUCGGUCCGACGGCGAGACAGACAAAUUUCAAAACAUACUCGUCACUUGGCAGGACACAAUGGAUAUCAAUUGUGUCUCCGAGAUGAUCAGUAGAAGAACACAGAUAAAUAAAUGAAGUGCUAUUUUUGUUCACCACGUAGUAUAAUUAUUUACCGUCUUUAACUAGACGAUUGAGAAGAUAGUCAUUUGGGAAUAACAUUAGGAAUUAUGCAGUACGUGUGUCUGUUAGUCAUUCACAAUAUUUGAUAAC
Messenger RNA from Topomyia yanbarensis, 3935 nucleotides. RefSeq names its product ionotropic receptor 93a (gene Ir93a). Gene Ontology annotation, molecular function: signaling receptor activity; ligand-gated monoatomic ion channel activity. Gene Ontology annotation, biological process: monoatomic ion transport. Gene Ontology annotation, cellular component: membrane. The transcript is spliced from 18 exons. The record is from RefSeq and is a predicted model, not a curated record. The coding region runs from base 1 to 2622 and encodes 873 amino acids. Lineage: Eukaryota; Metazoa; Arthropoda; Insecta; Diptera; Culicidae.